AUUCAUAUACUCCUCCCAAUAUAGUCAAGUGGGUAAUGAAGGUCUCAAAAGCGCAGUUAUAGGAAAAACAAGUACACCAUUUAUAGACGACAUUAUCUACAAUAACGCUCCUGUGUAGUGAGUUCCAGAUGACCUUGCCUCAUAGAACACACAUGCUACCCCCUAUAAUCAAGACGAACUAUCCGUUUGAGGAGUAGAAUAUGCUUAGUACAAUACAUCAUCAUUGUGUUAAUAACUGAGAGGCGUACGCCGCAUGUACGCAGCACCUCGGGCCCAGCUGUCUCUAAUCCUCUACCGUCCAUGGAAGCUGGGGGGUUCGUGUGUGCAAUCGGUGAUUAUAUAGAGUAAUAACCGGCACGUAGCUCGUAGCUAAACGAUAACAUAAAGGGGCAAGGGACUGUAUCAACGCCCAUGUAUCUCAACUCGAUAAUUUUCGAUCCGUUCCCAGAUUUGAUCGACUUUCCUCCGAUAAAUCAUCCUCAGCUUAAAACUCUCCCAGAGUUCCAUAACCUGGAGGAACUGUCAAUUGACUGUCACUUUAUAUAUCCAGAGCGUGAUCAUGAUGAGGCGGAUCGACUUAUCACCCUGCUUCCACCAUCAACUCGGAAGUUUCGAAUCUCAUAUGUAUAUGAGGGCAUAUACAAGUCUUUGUAUCAGCUUGCCGGAAAGUUGCCGAAGGUCUUUCCACUCCUCGAAGAUGCCAUAGUCGGCAUUGGAGAGAAGACAUAUCCAAGAUACGACUAUGGUAUCGAGAAACAAUAGGCCUUCGUGGUUCUUUUGAGUAAUCUGAUGUCUGAUUCUCGACGAAAAUAGACUUAUUAGGGCCGGACACUAGAACUAUCAUUCCAGGGGCGAUUCCAGGGUAGAAGUUGGUCUCUAUACUUGGAGUAAUGGAUGUAAUCGAAACGAAGAGAUGGAAAAGAUAAUCCUAAUUAUAUUAACUAGACGAAAACAUAUAUUAUUACGUAAGCAAGCCCACUAGAAUUGUCGUUUGGUCGUUCAACAAAGACUUACAUUA
This is a messenger RNA of Daldinia decipiens, 1018 nucleotides long. RefSeq lists its product as uncharacterized. Bases 412 to 762 code for a protein of 116 amino acids. The transcript has a single exon. NCBI's taxonomy places the organism in Eukaryota, Fungi, Ascomycota, Sordariomycetes, Xylariales, Hypoxylaceae. The record is from RefSeq and is a predicted model, not a curated record.